CACUAAUAAACACCAUUUUUUAAAUGUGCAAAAGCUACAAAAGCAAACUUGGACUCACAGUCCAAUACCAUCUAUCUACUUACGCAGACAUGCAAGCACAAAAAUGUUCAUCAGAAGUGUACUGUCAGCGAAGAAAUCAAACACUCACAAAUCCAUAUCCAAUUCCAUUCCUAUUGCUUUCCUCUUCACAGACACUGUUCCUCAUCCAUCCAAAGAACAACCACAGCGAAACCCAAUACACGAAAUCAAUGACCCAGUUGAACAAGAACAACAAGUGAGCAUAGCCGACAGGUCGUACUGGACCAAAAAGAUUCACACCCUCUGCGCCAAAGACCGGAACGUCGACGAAGCACUCCGUCUUCUCGACCGCCUCUGCCUCCGCGGCUACAUUCCUGACUCUCUCAACCUCAGUAGCAUAAUCCACGCGCUUUGCGGCUCCAAUCGCUUCGUCGAAGCCCAUCGCCGAUUGCUCCUCUCUGUUUCUUCUCGUCACUGUGUCCCCGACGAGCGCACAUGCAAUGUGCUCAUCGCUCGACUGCUUGAUUCUCGAAACCCAGAUGCCACAUUGAAUGUUGUUCGCCGUUUGAUAUAUGUUAAGCAUGGAUUCGUACCCUCUUUGAUUAAUUACAACCGUCUGAUCGAUCAGCUUUGCUCGUUUUCGCGACCCGACGAAGCUCAUAGCUUGCUUUUUGAUAUGCAGUGUAGAGGGCAUUUUCCGAACACGGUUUCUUAUACUACUUUGAUUAAAGGGUAUUGUAAAAUUGGUGACGUGGGUUGUGCCCAGAAGGUGUUAGACGAAAUGGGUGAGAGAGGAGUAGUUCCAAAUUCUCUUACUUACAGUGUCUUGAUUCGUGGGGUUAUUAGAAAGCGGGACAUAGAACGUGGGAGGGAAUUGAUGUGCAAGCUUUGGGAGAUAAUGAAGUGCGAAGAUGACCUCUCUGUGAACAGCGCAGCUUUUACAAAUCUUAUUGAUUCUUUGUGUAUUGAAGGGUAUUUUCAUGAAGUGUUUAGGAUUGCAGAAGAUAUGCCUCAAGGACAGAGUGUCAAUGAGGAGUUUGCUUAUGGGCAGAUGAUAGAUUCUCUUUGUAAAGUUGGAAAAUAUCAUGGGUCUUCGAGGAUUGUUUAUAUAAUGAGGAAAAGAGGCUCAGUUCCAAGCAUAGUGUCAUAUGAUUCUAUCAUACAUGGGCUUAGCAAGGAGAGUGGUUGUAUGAGGGCUUAUCAGCUGUUGGAGGAAGGAGUUGAAUUUGGGUUCUUACCCUCCGAGUAUACUUACAAAGUUCUAGUGGAAGGUCUUUGCCAGGAAUCAGAUCUCCACAAGGCAAAGGAAGUUCUUCAAUUUAUGCUGGAAAAAAAAGGAGUUGACAGAACUAGAAUUUAUAACAUAUAUCUGAGAGCUCUUUGUCUUAUGAAUAAUGCAACUGAGCUUCUGAACGUACUUGUUUUUAUGCUCCAGACCCAGUGUCAACCUGAUGUGAUCACUCUUAAUACGGUUGUCAAUGGAUUUUGCAAGAUGGGGAGAAUUGAAGAAGCUUUGAAAGUACUAAAUGAUAUGAUGGUAGGAAAGUUUUGUGCCCCUGAUGCUGUGACCUUCACUACCAUCAUUUGUGGUCUAUUGCACGUGGGAAGAACCCAAGAUGCUCUUUAUUUUCUGCAUCACGUAAUGCUUGAAAAGGGUGUGACACCUGGUGUUGUGACAUAUAAUGCUGUCCUUAGGGGUUUGUUCAAACUUCAACAAUCAAAUGAAGCAAUGGAGAUUUUUAAUGACAUGGUAAGCAAUGGUGUUGCAUCUGACAGUACUACUUACGCUAUCAUAAUUGAUGGAUUAUGCAAGUGUAAUAAAAUAGAAGAGGCCAAGAGGUUUUGGGAUGAUGUCAUCUGGCCAUCAAAGAUUCAUGACAAUUUCGUUUAUGCAGCAGUUCUCAAAGGGCUCUGCUGUUGUGCCAGAUUAAAUGAAGCCCUUCAUUUCCUUUAUGAACUGGUAGAUUCAGGUGUUUCUCCAAAUAUUUUCAGCUAUAACAUUAUCAUUGACAGUGCUUGCAAAUUGGGUUUGAAGAAUGAAGCUUAUCAAGUUGUAAGAGAGAUGAAAAGGAAUGGAAUUGCCCCAGAUGCUGUAACUUGGAGGAUUCUUGACAAGUUACAUGGUAAAAGAAGUGCUGAGGAUUCAACUUUGCAAUCCAAAAGUGGGCCAGAGGAGAUAGAAAUGGAAGAAAAUGUGGAAGUGAAGCAAAUCUCACCCGAGUGCAAUAACAAAUAGGAGAUGUAAUGCCUGUUGGCUGAGAAUAUCGAUCCAUGGAUUGAUUUCAUCAUGAAGAGCAUCGUCUUUUAUGAGUAUCGGAUAAGGAGCUGAAAGUUGCCACAAGGCAAUGUACGGUGUGAUGCCCUCAAAGAUGGGAAAGGUGGCCAAGUGUUUUCUUGGAAGAAUCAUAACAGACUUUUGUUACAAAAAUUGGAGGAAAUUUUCAAUAUUCUUUUAAAAUAAGAUUAUUGAUGUGAAAGAUUCUAUUUAUGGAGCUUCUUUCUGUGUUGAUUAAUUCUGAAAACUGAGAUUUGAUUAAAGUGCGUUUGUAUAUAGAAAGAUGUAAAAGAUUAUAAUAAUGGGCUUCUUAAUUUGUUUGGUAUAUAUAUGAUAUUUUAUAUCUUUA
Molecule: messenger RNA, 2642 nt
Organism: Ziziphus jujuba (common jujube)
Lineage: Eukaryota; Viridiplantae; Streptophyta; Magnoliopsida; Rosales; Rhamnaceae
Product: pentatricopeptide repeat-containing protein At3g18020
Exons: 1
Coding region: 104-2254 (716 amino acids)
Molecular function (GO): protein binding
Source: RefSeq, a predicted model, not a curated record